Messenger RNA from Dracunculus medinensis (Guinea worm), 630 nucleotides. Lineage: Eukaryota; Metazoa; Nematoda; Chromadorea; Rhabditida; Dracunculidae. The record is from the annotation of a GenBank genome assembly.
AUGGACCACACAAGUUGCGCAGCAAUUCGUCAAGCAGUUAGUGAAAUAACGCGCGAGGAAUGUAUCGAAUUAGAUGAAUUGGAAGCCUUUGCCGAAGAAUUUAAACGAAAGCGUAGAAGACUUGGUUUGACUCAGCGUGAUGUUGGCUUAGGCUUAGGCCAUCGAUUUGGCGUUGACUUCUCGCACUCAACAAUUUCACGAUUUGAAACAUUAAAUUUAUCCUUCAGUAAUAUGGGUAAAUUAAAAUCACUGUUAAGCGAAUGGCUAGCAUAUGCAGAAGCAGCCAUAGAGAAUGGUACAACAGUUUGCGAUUUGCUUGAAGCUGCCCCAAGCCAUUCACAGAACCAGCCUCUUCCUAACAUCUUUGGAUCGUCAAAUUCUGGCACCAAUGAAGCUUAUUGCACGGCGGAGAUGAGCGAAUCAAGGAGAUCAUUAAGAAAACGCAGAAAACGAACAAUUCUUGAUGUUUCGCAAAGAGUGCCACUAGCAUUAUAUUUCAAACUCAAUCCGCGACCAGACCAUUAUAAAAUUGCCAAACUAGCUGAAAUACUGGAAUUGGAACGUGAUGUUGUUCGUGUUUGGUUUUAUAAUCGCAGGCAAAAAGUUUGCAGAAAUAGCAAAUGUUUAUAA